Molecule: messenger RNA, 477 nt
Organism: Lathyrus sativus (Indian pea)
Lineage: Eukaryota; Viridiplantae; Streptophyta; Magnoliopsida; Fabales; Fabaceae
Source: the annotation of a GenBank genome assembly
AUGACAAGAAAGAAGGUGAAACUCGCGUUCAUCUCCGACGAUUCCGCGAGGAAAGCAACGUACAAGAAAAGAAAGAAAGGUAUUCUCAAGAAGGUGAGUGAACUCACCAUUCUCUGUGGAAUUCCCGCUUGCGCUAUAAUUUCGAAUCCUUUUGAUUCAAAAACCGAAGUGUGGCCAGAUCUAGACGGAGCGAAACAGGUUAUUGAACGGUAUCAGAGUUCGUCUGUGAUCGAUGGAACGAAGAAUGUGAACCAAGAGAGUUUCCUUUUGCAGAGGAUUGCGAAAGCUAGGGAGCAUCUUAAGAAGCUUAGGAAUGAGAAUCAUGAGAAGGAGAUGAAUGUUCGGAUGAUUGAAUACAUGAAGAAGAAAGAUUUGCCGGAUGAUGUUAGUGUUUCGGAUUUGAAAGAAUUUGAGAAAUUAAUCGAGAGAAAUCUGGAGGAGAUUGAUAACGAAAUUGCAUUCGAUUCAGUUCAUUAG